Lampris incognitus (smalleye Pacific opah) is the source of this 1625-nucleotide messenger RNA. RefSeq names its product growth factor receptor-bound protein 2a (gene grb2a). Gene Ontology annotation, molecular function: protein binding. The record is from RefSeq and is a predicted model, not a curated record. Lineage: Eukaryota; Metazoa; Chordata; Actinopteri; Lampriformes; Lampridae. The transcript is spliced from 5 exons. Bases 287 to 943 code for a protein of 218 amino acids.
GCCCGAUCAAUACCGUUUCUCGGGUUUUAGUUCUUUUUUUCUUCUUCUCUUUUUCUUGCGCUUCUUCUUCUUCGUCUGUGAAGGGGGGAGUCCGCUGAACGGAAGCUGACGGGGGGAGAGAGAACAAAGGUUCCUCCAGACACUGUGGACAAAUUUGAAGUAUUUUCGAGGAAGCGAGAGACAGCUCUGGAGACCUGGAACAGGGCCUGCCUCAGACUACUGACGUCCUACGAGGUUUUGUUUUGUUGUUUGUUUGGGGUUGUUUUUGUUGUUGCACGUGUUGAUCAUGGAGGCCGUGGCCAAAUUCGACUUCACGGCGACAGCGGAUGAUGAGAUGAGUUUCAAACGUGGGACUAUCCUGAAAGUUUUGAAUGAAGAUUGUGACCAGAACUGGUAUAAAGCUGAACAGAACGGUAAGGAAGGCCUUGUCCCCAAGAACUACAUUGAAGUCAAACCACAUGGCUGGUUUCAUGGAAAAAUCCUGCGCACCAAGGCUGAAGAGUUGCUGAACCAACAGAGGGUAGAUGGGGCCUUCCUCAUCAGAGAGAGUGAGAGCACUCCAGGGGACUUCUCCCUCUCUGUCAAAUUUGGCAAUGAUGUCCAGCACUUCAAAAUCCUUCGUGACGGCUCAGGGAAGUACUUCCUGUGGGUGGUAAAGUUUAACUCUCUGAACGAGCUGGUAGAAUACCACCGCACCUCGUCAGUGUCCCGUAGCCAAACCAUCCUGCUCCGGGACAUGGAAGAAGUUCAUCUACAGCAGCAUUUGUAUGUCCAGGCACUGUUUGAUUUUGAGCCUCAGGAGCAAGGUGAGUUGGGCUUCAGGCGUGGAGAAAUCAUCCAAGUGCUGGACAACUCCCAUGCCAACUGGUGGAAAGGAGCGUGUCGUGGCCAGAUGGGUACCUUCCCACGCAACUAUGUAACGCCGGUAAACCACCAUGUGUAAUCUUGCUUGCUCAAGGCGGACAUGGAACAUGACUUGAUUGAGGGAAAAGAGGUGCGGGACCUUUUUUGUGUGUUUCACCUCAACGAUUCCAUGUGAAGAUGCUCGAAAGUACAGAAGAUAGGGUUGGAGUGCUGUGAUGAAGGUGUAUGAGCAGAGCACCAUCAGCGGGCCCUGCUAUCCUUAAAAUAAAGACAAAAGAAAUAAUGAGCCUACCUUACUCCACCAUAGACUGUUACUCAUGGCCACUGCUGCUUUGUAGCGCUCAGGCAGAUAGCACCUGUGAUGGUCAGCGGCGAAGAUGUCGAGAUCAAACUGUAGAUUAAAUUAUGCACUAUGCCGAUUUCUGUGUUUUGAUGCAGUCUUCAAUCAUCAAACCGCCACCUGUUUUAAUGAUCUGCUCAAAAAACAGAUCACUAAGAUUGUUGGUUGCUGAGACCAAAGACUUGUGUCUGAACAUCAGCACUGCUUUUUAAAUGCUGGAAAGAUUUGUGUGUGUGCAUUUUUUAUGACUUACUUGUAUCUUUAUACUGUGUCUGUUUGGAUACUGGACUGCUUUUUUUUCUGAUUUUAUUGUUAGCGGUUUAUCCUGUGUUGAUGUUACCCUCUAGCAAGAUGUGAGAUGAAAUGGAUUCAAUGUUGUUUCAAAAAGAAAAAAGUCACACCAGUUUUGCAUGUGAUAUAA